AUGGGCAACCCAACCCACUUGACCUAUGGUUCCCUCAUCCCCCCAACCACAAACCCCCUACGUGUGGCUCAACCUAGCACCUCCUUGGCACGACCUACGCCGUCGCCACUCUUCCCUCCCUCCGCCGUGAUUGCGCCUUCCUCGCCUGCGGAUCCCACCGCCGCGAGUGCAUCACAGCCCCCCCGUCGCCGCGACACACCGUCGCUGCCCCCCCCCACCCCUUUUUUUUUUUCCGCCGCCGCGCCUUCUCUGGCGCCGCCUGCGCAUCCCGCCGCGACGCCUCGUCGCCGCCUCCUCCUCCCCCUGCCGCGACCCCCCGUCGCCGUCUCCCUCCCGCCGCUGCACCUACUUCGGCGUCGCCCGCGCAUCCCUCCGCCGCAACACCCCGUCGUCGCCUGCCCCUCCCGCUGCCGCGACGUCGCGUCGCCGCCUCCCCCUACCGCCGCCGCGCCUUCCUCGGCGCCGCCUGCGCAUCCCGUCGUCGCGACGCCCCGUCGUCGCCUCCCGUCCCGCCGCCGCGACUUCGCGUCGCCGCCUGUGCUCCCCAUCGCCGCGACUUCGCGUCGCCGCCUACGCAUCCCGCUGCCGCGACCUUCUCGUCGCCGCUUGCACGACCCGCCGCCGCGACUUCGCGUCGCCGCCUGCACGACCCGCCGCCGCGACUUCGCGUCGCCGCCUGAGCCGCCGCGGGUCCACCCACCAUCGCCCCUCAUGGCUACCACUCCUCCCCCUCUCCCCCCUCCCAUUGACGCCUCCUCCGUCGACAAGCUUCAGCUUGCCGCGGACCGCUCGGCGAUCAACUGGCAUUCCUUCGUCGGGAGCAUCCGCCGUGUUCUCCAAGAUGCAUUCGUCGGACCCUACUGCGUCAUCGACGUCCUCCUCCGCCGCCCGCAAGCCCUCCAGCCCACGGCACCCAAUCACCCCGGCGAACCCCCUCCACCCCCCAUUCCUCCUGGUCCUCCUCCUACUGAACCCACCUUGGAGAUCGCCACUACCCUGGCGCUCCAGGAUGCCGCCGAUGCCGCAUUUCUCCACGAUCGCCGCGAAUACCUCAUCCGCAAGGCGGAGCAUGAGGUUGCGGUACAUAACCACGACUUCGCGGUAGCGGAACGCGCUAAUCGCCUGGCGCUCCUUGAUGAGUACAAUACGGCCAUGGCGGACUACCUCCCUCGGAGCAUCGCAUGGGCCACUGCCGAUAACCGCGCCUGCACCGUCCUCCUCGGCGCACUCCCUGGUACCCUCAUGCGCCGUUUCCAAGCUCGCGAGAUGCGCGCCUCCCUCACCUGGGCCGAGCUCCAGGCGAUGUUCGAGCGUCGCGACAUCAGCUCUGUCGGCGCCCUGUUCCAGGAGUACUUCUCCAUCACCCUCGCCACUUGUGAUGGCGCAGUUGACUACGUGGGGCGCAUGCAGGUGGUCGCUGAUCGCCUUGCGGCACGCCAAGCUGCCCUCCCCGAGCCUCUGCAAAUCCACCGCCUCCUCUACAACCUCACCCCGGACUACGAGUCCCGCCUCCAUGCCUUCACUGAGGCCAACCCCAUGGCCAGCCUCGAUGACGUGGUCCAAUGGAUCAUUGACACGGAGGUCAAGCUCCGUACCCCUGUUGUCAACCUUACCACCCCUCAGUCCUCCUCCUCCACCUCCCUCAACGCUACGCAGCCGCGCAACCAGGGUGGUCGCAGCGGCGGCGGCGGAGGCCGUGGAACGGGUAGCGGUGGUGGUGGUGGCGGCCGUGGUGGUGGCGGUGGUGGUAGUGGUGGCCGUGGUGGCCAUGGUGCCGGUGGAGGUGGUGCUGGCAGCGCCCCUGCUGGAGGACUUUCCGGUUCUGGUGGUGCUGUGACUCGAGGCGGACGCCCUGGCACUCUCCCCCCAUGCACAUAUGUGCGCCGCCAUGGACCCCAUGCUGGUACCCCUUGCGGCCAGACCAACCAUCCCCCCACCACGUGCUUUAAGGCACUCGACGACGCCUGGUUUGAUCGAGGCAACACUGGCACCCCUCCUCGCUGGAACUCGAUCGCACCUCGCCCCUCCUUAGUGGAUAUUCAGACCCUCCCCUCUUUCCUCCCUGCUCACCUCCGCAUGUGUUCCCGACACAUCUGGUAG
Closterium sp. NIES-65 is the source of this 2100-nucleotide messenger RNA. Lineage: Eukaryota; Viridiplantae; Streptophyta; Zygnematophyceae; Desmidiales; Closteriaceae. The record is from the annotation of a GenBank genome assembly.